Molecule: messenger RNA, 2870 nt
Organism: Pomacea canaliculata
Lineage: Eukaryota; Metazoa; Mollusca; Gastropoda; Architaenioglossa; Ampullariidae
Exons: 8
Coding region: 153-1079 (308 amino acids)
Source: RefSeq, a predicted model, not a curated record
AAGACCCGGUGUUAUGCUGACAUUCCCUGCGAUCCAUUUUUCACGUGUGAGAAUGGAUUCAAGGCAACUACAUCACGUGCAAAAGCCCUUGUGAAGGCGUCUCGUGCAACGAGCCAUACGGCAGUUGUGAGCUGAACAGUGCUGGGAAACCUAUGUGCAGAUGUACGAGUGACAACCGUUACGUUUACGGCGGCGACGACUGCAGCAAGAAAGGUGAGACCCUGAAACUGAGUUCCGAGUACAUCAUUGGCAUCGGCGGCGGCGUGGGCGGCGGCGUUGUCCUCAUACUGGUCAUCGCGCUCAUCGUCACCUGCUGCCGACGAAGCAAACCAGAUCCUGAGACAGACCGCAAAUCUGUGGAGUCAUUUCGCUCCGAUAUUAACGACACGACACAUGCCAAGGACAGGUCAGGGAGCAGCGCAUAUCAAGACCCAUACAACGAGCCUUACGAAAGGCGUUACGAGAACAUGAGGCGACAGGACUCGGGACUUCCGGAGCAGGACAAGUUUGAGGCUGACUUCCGGUCGUCUGCACCUCGAGCGCCAGACGCUGCUGCGAGAAGUGACAAGCCAUCCUUCCAGCGGAUGCAGCGCGAGACGAAUGAAGUCAUGGUGUACUCUCCGGAAGUGUCGCCAUUUUUUCGGAAUCAAGCAUACGAGUCUUUCCCAGAACCAGGACAUUUCACGGCGGCAAGACAGGGUGAGGUCUAUCCAUCCCGGGGAGUGCAGAGACCAUUCCAACGUCAGCCAUCCGAUACAACCCGCUGGUCCACUCGACCGCCUACCCAUCGGAGGCAUCUGCUUCUCGCCCCAUGGGGGAGGAAGAAGCUCCCGCCCGCCACGACCCUUUGGCUUCCCAUCCCGGGAAGUGGAGUUACGAGGCUUCGGCACUCAAACCAAAGCCCGUGUCACGUGAUAACUAUGGCUUCGAUGACAGGACACGCUAUGCUCCGGAGCCCAGGCUUGACCGCCCGUCGGCAGGUGUACCUAUACCUUACCUUCGACCUCCUGGGGACGUUGACCCCAGUGCCCGAGUUAGGGGCCAGAUCUUUGACUACACAGCUGGACCCGCAAGACUAAGUGACAUCAUACAAUCUUCAGCAGAAAUGUCAUCAGCAGCAUAUGAUAAGUGAUUGAUGCUGCUGUCAGCAGACAAAUACAUCAUUAACUAUGAGUGAUUGCUGACUUCACUAGUGCGUUAUACCUUUGUGUGAUCUACCCCAGUUGGCCUACAUACCUGAAGACAAUGGCUGUUAUGUGAACAAUUUUAGUCCUUCCUCCGGAUUUAUCAGAGAUGACAUCUCUUUUGACUGUUCUAUGAACGUCGUUGAUCAUCAGAUAGUUGUCUCUGCGGAGAAGGAAUUCGUCAACAGGUAAAAUGCGCCCAAGAUGAUAAACCUUGAAGUGCAGUAGUAAAAAUGAAUUACUGCCAGAAGAGCUGGGCCCUGGAGUGACAGUCUGCAUUGGGUUUACAGUUUUUUGGAGUAAGAGUAGCGUCGACCAUCGUACACAAUUUUAGUAAACACUAAAAACGUAUUCGUUAUUUUAAAAAGUAUUUAUGCUUUUAGCUUUGUUGAUCCUCGUUGAAGGCGGAGCAAACUAUAAAUUAGAGAGCUAAUAGUAAGGAAGACUACGAGACAACGGAAAGGGCCAUUGACUAAUUGAUGUUUUUCAUUUUUACCAAACGCACCAGCAUGUUUAUUCUAUGUGCAACUGUUAUAUACAUUAUAACACGAUUUAGAUAUAAAUUAUUAUUUUUCUGUAAGAUUCUACCCUUUAAAAAAAUUGAGGUGCUUAUUUUUGAUUGUUGUCAAAUGUGAGGCGCAUAUAGUGGCUGCGGUCUCUCCUUUUGUUAUCAUCUGUUUGAAAACGGAGGCUUGCAAAGAGCACAUAGUUUUCUUUGGUUACCAGAGCAAGAAGAGUGCAUUGGCAGCACCAUGCACCAUCUUUGGACUUGUGUUUUAGUUUUGUUAGUCUGGGGACGAGGGAGGCCUUUGUUACGUCACUUGGUCUACUUCUGUCACGUGCGUAGACGGAUUUCUCAGACAUGGAGCCGACUUGGCAGCGACAAUAUCCGCGGUGUUCAGGCCAGUUCUUUUUUUUUUUUGCUUAAUGUGGCGACCAUUGUCACACAAAAAUGAUUUCAACGCCCUUGUCGACAAACGGGAACAAGUGACGUGCAUGGCGACCUCGUCUCCAGCGGCCUGUCUAUGAUGUCUUUCAAGAUCGAUGAACUGUGAUCACGUGCUUCAAUUCGUCAACCAUGUGAAGUCCUCUUAUGGUGUCAUCUUUCCAUAGACUUGUGAAGCAUAUUAUCAAACCUGUUUAAUUGUAUGAUGGCGGCACUACUCGCCACUGCGUAUUCAUUAGACACGGGAUAAUCGUCUCCACCACAAAUUCAUUUGACACUGGAUUAGCUGCACUCCAGCAUAUUGGACGCCAUAAAAGGACUUUGGCAUAAAUUACCACGGUCUGCCAACAAUCGUUGGUUAGUUCCCUUUCAGUUUUCUUUUUGAAUCAUAAUUGAUCCAGCUUUUGGCACUAAGUGUUUUUAAUGUUCCUGCACUGUAAAAUGUUUUUUCCUCGGCACUACAUGGCUUGUACGCAUUGUUGUGUAUGCAAUGUUUUAUCUUAUCCCUCUUGCUCUGCAUAAUUCUGAACGCCCUUGCGCAGGCACCAAAGGUCCCAUGAUGACAACAGUGGCAUGCAAAACCCAGUUGCUUUCACCCAUAUGCAAGUGAACCACUGCAUGUUCCCUUUUCUAGCAUCUUGUUCUAGGAAAUGUGUCUAGUCACUUUUAAUGAUUACUGAUCACUACUACCAUCAAUGGUAAUAAUUAAAUAUGAUGAUAAAUAUGUUUUUACAUGGCAA